Molecule: messenger RNA, 1087 nt
Organism: Hippoglossus stenolepis (Pacific halibut)
Lineage: Eukaryota; Metazoa; Chordata; Actinopteri; Pleuronectiformes; Pleuronectidae
Exons: 8
Coding region: 74-1087 (337 amino acids)
Biological process (GO): interleukin-15-mediated signaling pathway; T cell activation; positive regulation of ERK1 and ERK2 cascade
Cellular component (GO): external side of plasma membrane; membrane raft
Molecular function (GO): MHC class II protein binding; protein tyrosine kinase binding
Source: RefSeq, a predicted model, not a curated record
UGAUCAACAGGAAGUCAACGCCACAUUUCACUUUUUACUAAGAACCGAGAAGCAGAAAAGAGAAAGAAGAAGAAUGGAUGAAAUCAAACGGAUUAAAAUGUCUUUACAUCUGCUACUGGUGCUGAUUCAGUUUACAGUGCUCGCUGUCCAAUAUUCCUACAUCAUCGUCAGAGCUGGAGCUGAAGUCACUUUGCCUUGUGACAAUGUGAGAGAUGAUCAUGUGAACUGUGGAGCUACUACCUGGUUCUUCACUGAUUCAGAGAGGAAUGGAACAGUAAAACUGUUUAUAAACAGGCAGCUCGACACAUCUGAGAUUUCCAAAUCUAAAGCAGACAGACUACGUCUUGCUGCAAACUGUUCUCUGGUUAUUAGGGAGGUCACAGCUGAAGAUGCUGGUCUAUACACCUGCAGACAGUUUGACCUGACAACACAAACAUAUGAAGAUCAUGUGGUUUAUCUCUCUGUUGUCAACGUGACUGAGCAGAAGAGAACUGAUGAGGUGACGUUGAGCUGCUCUGUGUCGGCAUAUAGAAGGUGUGAACUCACAGUGAAGUGGCUGUAUAUGAAUAUAGAUGUGGACAAAGACAACACUGAACUGAAGACAUCACAGUCUUCCUGCUCGGCCACUGUGAGCUUCUCAAAAUCCCAUUCUGUUCACAAGAUGAAGAACUAUAGCUCAUUAACAUGUAAAGUGAAGGAUGGUGACAAAGAGGAAAAGUUUGCCUUCAUUCCUCCGUCAUCAGAAGGAAAGAACAAACCAGCUCCAGGAAACAAUGAGAUGACAACAGCUUGGUGGUGGUACAUCGCUCUGGCUGUGGGUUUUGCCACAAUCGUAAUAAUGGUUGUGAUUCUCAUCAGAUGGAGAAGAAACAAAGACACACAAAUAAACGCAGAUGAAAACAUAACCUUCUCGGCGGAGGAAACGAAAGGUUUUGAUGAACCUGAUUCUUCCCUCUGCGAGGCUAACUCUUCUGUUCCUGUCGACUCAGGGAACAAAACACAGACGGAUAAAAACACGGUUGACCCUGCAGAUGAUGUGGCCUACGCCUCCAUCAGCCACUCCCCUUACAGCGGUCCAGCACAUUGA